This is a messenger RNA of Ceraceosorus guamensis, 1647 nucleotides long. RefSeq names its product protein phosphatase 5. The coding region runs from base 1 to 1647 and encodes 548 amino acids. NCBI's taxonomy places the organism in Eukaryota, Fungi, Basidiomycota, Exobasidiomycetes, Ceraceosorales, Ceraceosoraceae. Gene Ontology annotation, molecular function: protein serine/threonine phosphatase activity; protein binding. The record is from RefSeq and is a predicted model, not a curated record. Gene Ontology annotation, cellular component: cytosol; nucleus. The transcript is spliced from 7 exons.
AUGUCUUCGCCAGAGGCAUCAGACACCGAAGCAGCUUCCAGCACGCUCUCCAUAGGCGGGGAAGAGCAAUCCACCUCAACGUCCAUCCCCUCCACUUCCUCCUCUCCAAUUCUCCCAUCUGCAACCUCUUCGGAUCUUCCUCCCAGUCCGACCUCAAAGACUGCACAAUUGUCCCCUUCGGAGCGCUCGAGUGCUGCUUCCAAUUUGAAGGAUGAGGGGAAUCAACUCUUCUUGAAACAUGAUUACGAAGGUGCGAAGGUGGCCUUUGGCAAAGCUAUCGCUUUGGAUCCCAGUGUGCCUCAGUUCUGGAGCAACAGAGCCGCCUGCGAGCUCAAGUUGGAGCAGCACGGCUUGGCCAUCGAGGAUGCAAAGGGAAGUGAGGCAAUGAGCAUCUUUGGCAUCUUGGGUCCAGCCAAAGCCAUUUGUUUGGACGCAUCUUUUGCCAAAGCCUACUACCGCAGAGCUUCAGCAUUUCUCUCGAUCCUCGAUCCGAAAUCAGCCUUGCCAGACUUGCGCAGGGUAGCCCAGUUGGAGCCCAACAACAAGACGAUCAGAGGUCAGGUGGACGCGACGACGAAAUUGCUGCGUAGACAACAGUUCGAGAAGGCAAUCGUGAAGCAGGAUGGACCAAAAGCUUGGCAGAGAGCCUUGGAGACGCUUAGAGAAAAUCUACCUACCGUGCACGUGGAAGAGGGCUACGAGGGUCCCAAAUUGAAGGAGGGACCACUCGCAAAAGAGGGUGACGAUCCGAACGCUGUAGGACCUUUCCUCGGUGCUAUCGAUCAGGAUUUCAUCGACAAGAUGAUAGAGUGGUUCAAAGAUGGAAAACGGUUGCCCAUGCGGUAUGCUUGGCAGAUCAUGCUUGGCGCUCAGCGAGAAUUUUUAAAGGAAGGGACGAUCGUGGACUACACAGUCCCCGAAGGACAAACAAUCGACGUCAUCGGCGAUACCCACGGACAGUACUAUGAUCUUCUGAAUCUCCUCUCGAAGACUGGAAGGCCAUCGAAUACCCACGCCCUCUUGUUCAAUGGCGAUGCUGUCGAUCGAGGCUCUUGGAGCUGCGAAGUUGUGCUCACAAUUUUAGCUUACAAGUGGCUCUAUCCCAAGACUUGUUUCUUCAACCGAGGCAACCACGAGACUCACGAUAUGAACACUGUCUAUGGGUUUGAGGCGGAAUGCAAGGCGAAGUUCAACGAGAUGACAUACAAAGUCUUUACCGACGUUUUCGUGUCAUUGCCGCUAGCCACCUUGAUCACCGCCAGUAAGCCCGCCGUUCCGGAGUCGGAGCUGCCAUCUGGCUGUUCCAAAGCGCAGCGAGAACCUAUUCUCUUCGAUGGAGAUAUCAAGCGCUUCUUUGUGGUUCACGGAGGUCUUUUUGCUCAAGACGGCGUUACGCUGGACAACAUUAGAGCUGUGAACAGGUUCGCUGCUGGCGGACAACCGCCCAAUUCGGGCAUCAUGCACGACAUGCUCUGGGCCGACCCUUGUGCUGCCAAUGGCAGAGCGCCAUCCAAGAGAGGCGUUGGGUAUGGAUUUGGACCGGACAUCAGCAAGGCUUGGUGCACACUGAACAAAAUUACCGCGGUGUUCAGAAGUCACGAAGUCAGGCAAGCGGGGUACGAUGAGGUGAGUCUGGUGCGAAGCUGA